Messenger RNA from Fusarium tjaetaba, 1077 nucleotides. RefSeq names its product eukaryotic translation initiation factor 3 subunit F. The transcript has 2 exons. Gene Ontology annotation, biological process: translational initiation. The record is from RefSeq and is a predicted model, not a curated record. Bases 1 to 1077 code for a protein of 358 amino acids. Gene Ontology annotation, cellular component: eukaryotic translation initiation factor 3 complex, eIF3m. Lineage: Eukaryota; Fungi; Ascomycota; Sordariomycetes; Hypocreales; Nectriaceae. Gene Ontology annotation, molecular function: metallopeptidase activity; translation initiation factor binding; translation initiation factor activity.
AUGGCCGCUGCUGCUUCUGAGAGCUUCAUUCACCUGGCGAGGCCUCUGGCGCCCAACACCGUGGGCAUCCAGACUAACCUUGCCCCGCUCACUGUCAACAUCCAGCCUCAGGCUGUCCUCUCUAUCCUCGACCAUGCCGUUCGACGAGACAUCCGAGAUACGCAAUCUACCAGAGUUAUUGGCGCCCUUGUCGGCACCCGAUCUGAAGAUGGCACCGAAGUCGAGGUUCGCUCGUGCUUCGCUAUCCCCCAUACCGAGGAGGAGGACCAAGUCGAGGUCGAUGUCGAAUACCAGAAGAACAUGCUCGCCUUGACCCUCAAGGCUAACAGGGGCGAGUCCCUCCUCGGCUGGUACACCACCUCUCAUGAGCUCAACAGCUUCAGCGCCCUCAUCCAGAACUUCUUCGGUAGCCCUGACACCGGCACAUUCCCCCACCCCGCCAUUCACAUGACCAUUUCUACCGAGCCUGGCGAGGACAUACAAUCCCGAUGCUAUAUCAGCGCCCCCGUUGCCGUGAACGCUGAGCGUGCUGCCGACAGUUGCCUUUUCAUCCAGGUCCCCCACAAGAUUCUCUACGGCGAUGCCGACCGAAGUGCUCUCGAGGCUAUCGCCAGCGCAAAGGACGCUGAGUCUCGAACAGCACCUCUUGUCUCUGACAUUGAGGGUCUCGGUCGAUCAAUUGAGCAGACCAUCAGCCUUCUCGACAGAGCGAGUGAGUGGAUUAACGGAGUUCUGGAUGAGGACGAGGAACCCAACAACACUGUUGCCCAAUACCUUCUCAACGCUCUGUCUCUCGCCCCCAAGGUCGAUCCUUCUCAGAUCGAGCAUGAUUUCAACAACCACAUUCAAGACGUUCUCAUGGUCAGCUACCUGGCCAACACUAUUCGCACUCAGAUCGACCUGUCACAGCGGUUGGCUGUUGCCAACCUAGCCAACAAUGAGAAGGAGGGUGAGGGCAAAUCGGAGGACAAGGGUGGCCGACAGGGAGGCAAGCGAGGGGGCCGAGGUGGUGGCCGAGGUGGUGGCCAGCAGCGUGAACCCCGAGAGCCAAGGGAACCUCGGGAGCCUGCUGAGUAG